AUUCUGUUGAUAAAUGAAAUACAAGCUCUGUAGAAUUUAUUAGAAAUGAACAAUGACCUGUUUCUGGAUUUUAAUUUUGAUCUUCAUCACCAUGUAUAAAGUUCAACCUGGUAGACGCUGGGUUACUGCACAGUCCCUCACAGAGUCAGUUUAUCAGCCUGAUAAAGAGCUCAGCGUGAAUAUUGGAGACUCGGCUACUCUACGGUGUUGUAUUGCUGAAAAUGCAGUUGGAAUAAUUACAUGGUUUAAGCAAAUAAACAGAGAAAAACCUCAGCUUAUGGUCAGAGUGUAUAAAAGUGGUGGAGAAGUGUUUUACUCUAGAUUCCAAAAGUCUCGUUUUCAAAUAGAGAGAUCUUCAAACUGCUGCAAUAUGACCAUUUUAAACAUCAUUCAGUCUGAUGAAGCCAUGUACUACUGUGCAGUGACGAUACCCAACCUUGUGUUUGGAGAUGGAACUUAUUUAAAAAUUAAAGAAACACCUAAACCUGCUCUGAGUGAUAAUUCAGUGGUGUGUGAACCAACACUGCAUGGAAACAACACUAACAUGAACACACAGGAAAACACAGUGAUCGGUUUGGGAACGGCAUUGGGUUUGUGCGCACUUCUGAUUUUCUGUCUCACUUAUUUCAUACUGAGGAGAAAAUCUGAAAACUCUAGAUUGAAAUCUCCUAUAGGACAUUCCACAGGAAAGAGUCAGGAAUCUGAAGCGGAAUCACUGAAUUAUGCAGCUUUGCAGUUCUCCAAGAAGAAAGCCAAAGCUGGAAAAAGGAAACCUGGCUCAUCAGAUGAGUGUGUGUACUCCGAUGUGACUACAACUGUUAGAUAUAACAUAGUUGAUUCAUAACCAGACAGUAUUUUACCAAAAAUACAUGAAAAUAUUUUGACCAUAGGCAAAUGCACUUCAUAUAUUUAACUUCAAUGAAAAAAAAGUAGAAAAUUCUAGAAAUCUUUUGUUUACACUAAUCUCAUAAUAGGAAUUAUAUAAGCUGCAUAUAUUUAAGAUGUUAUUUUGCAGUUUAUAGACAUUUCAAUGCUUCAGGAUUUAUUUCUGUGCUCAUGGUUAAAGGAAAUACUCAUGUUUAUGUAUUUUAUUUGAUUUUAUUAUUUCUUUGAAGUGUUGAAGUAUGAACUUUCAGUCACAGGGAAGUUCUAAAAAAAUCCAACUUGUAUGAUUUUUUUGUUUUGUGAUUUUUUGUAAUGCAUCUGUAUUGUGCUGUCUACAGAUUUUAUGUCUUCAUGUUUAUGACUAUUUAUUGUUAAUUAAACAAUAAAUGUAAAAAGCAA
Molecule: messenger RNA, 1284 nt
Organism: Hemibagrus wyckioides
Lineage: Eukaryota; Metazoa; Chordata; Actinopteri; Siluriformes; Bagridae
Exons: 6
Coding region: 53-844 (263 amino acids)
Biological process (GO): response to bacterium
Source: RefSeq, a predicted model, not a curated record